AUGCAGCAAUUGAAUCAGAAUUCAGGUACUACUAAUCCUACUUGGGGAGCUUCAUUGUUUGAUAAUAUAAGAGAGGAAGGAUUGAAUCUUGAAAUAGACAAGAAUGUUGAGAAUAAGGAUACCUCUGCUGAAUGUCUGAAAAUCACAAUGGAUGAUAUACAACCUGAGAUUGAAUACUGGAAUUCUGCAAUUGUGUGUUAUAUUUUAGGUUGUAAACCGCCAUUUAGGAUUGUUAAUGGAUUUAUUCGAAGGAUAUGGGGGAAGUAUGGAAUUGAGAAGGUUGCGGUGCUGGAGAAUGGAGUGUUCAUGGUAAGGUUUCGAAUGGUGGAAGGAAAAAUGAAGGCUCUAGAUGGAGGUCCAAUUUUGUAUGACAGAAAACCUGUUAGUGUAAAGAAUUGGACACCUGGUCUUGAUUUGGGCAGUGAAAGUGUGAAGGUUGUGCCUACAUGGAUUCGUUUGCCAGGUUUACCUCUGAAAUAUUGGGGACAAAUUGUGUUGAAGAAGAUAGCAGGAAUAAUUGGGAAGCCAAUUAGAACUGAUAGAGCUAUGGCUCAGAAAGAUAUGUUAGAGUAUGCUAGAAUUCUGGUAAAAGUAAAGCUAGAUCAAGAGUUUCCAGAAAUGGUGGCAUUCAUGAAUGAAAAAGGAGAGAUGCAAGAGUAG
This is a messenger RNA of Beta vulgaris subsp. vulgaris (sugar beet), 660 nucleotides long. RefSeq lists its product as uncharacterized. The transcript has a single exon. Bases 1 to 660 code for a protein of 219 amino acids. NCBI's taxonomy places the organism in Eukaryota, Viridiplantae, Streptophyta, Magnoliopsida, Caryophyllales, Amaranthaceae. The record is from RefSeq and is a predicted model, not a curated record.